Molecule: messenger RNA, 813 nt
Organism: Lachnellula hyalina
Lineage: Eukaryota; Fungi; Ascomycota; Leotiomycetes; Helotiales; Lachnaceae
Exons: 1
Coding region: 1-813 (270 amino acids)
Source: RefSeq, a predicted model, not a curated record
AUGAAGUUCUUCACAGCACUUUCCGCACUCGCCAAACUCGGCCUGGUGCAUGGACAGGGCAACAUGGUUCCUAGUUCCGCAUCUAACAACAAGGUCGAUGGCAAGCCAUCCGUGCAACGCGAUAUCGCAAAUCUGACCUUCUACACCGUCGAGUUCCUCCCCAAGGCCCCUAUCCUUCGAUUCGAGAGUACUCUGGUGAUCCCCGCUUCCUCACCAGAUGCCUCACCAGACGGGGAUGUCCAAGCUUUGUGGCCCGGACUACAAACAGACACGCUGCUGCAAAAUGUCGUCACAAACGUAGGCGGCGGCCCCCACGAGUGGUAUCUCCUACCCUUCUACUGCUGCCACCCAGCCGGAAAGCUCACCGCCCAGAGGCGUAUCUACCCCGGGGACUUACUCACAAACAGCUAUAUUUGGGACAUGGCGCACAACAAAUGGCUCGACACCUGGGCCCUGACGCCCGGACCCGAGGGUAGCAAAGCAGGCCUCGCGGCUUUCCAAGGCGGUCUGACAUUCGACCAAACAACCGCGUCGAAAGAACAGAGCGGAUUGGUCCCAAAGCCUUACGACCAACCCGUCCUCGCGAUUGAGCUUCAGGGGCAUGGGACUUGGGAUUUCGGUGCGGUGACGUGGCGCAACAUCAUCAUGGAGGCGAAUACCACGGAGACGGAUUGGUGUACCAUGGUCACUACCGACAAUCCGAUGAAGUUGACCACUUCGCCUCCCGUGGUGCGCACUGAAGGGAACGUGACCACGUGCUACAUUUCUCAAAUGACUUUCGAAUCGCCUACUGAUAAGAAGGGGUCUCGAUGA